Molecule: messenger RNA, 1982 nt
Organism: Syngnathoides biaculeatus (alligator pipefish)
Lineage: Eukaryota; Metazoa; Chordata; Actinopteri; Syngnathiformes; Syngnathidae
Gene: bacc1
Product: chromosome 18 C17orf49 homolog
Exons: 6
Coding region: 1147-1722 (191 amino acids)
Cellular component (GO): NURF complex; MLL1 complex
Source: RefSeq, a predicted model, not a curated record
UAUGUUGACUUAGUUCGAGGACAGUAAAGGGAUGGCAUUAUCCAAGUUGCGUUGCCGAUCGAGAACAGACAAAAUUAAACUCCCGAGUGUAAAAGACCAUCAAAAUUGCAGAAAGAAGGAACUGCAUGCAACUCGAACUAAGACAAGAGCAGGCAGGAUCUUAUCGGACCCGAGUCCACAUCCUGACUAGCAGCUCUUCCGGCUCCUUCCCUGGAGUUAGUCAUUACCGAAAAAUGCGAAGUAAAACUAGCACCCAUUCCAACAGCGUCAUCCCUUUUGCAGUUCAUUUCUUAGCUAACUUAUGAUUCAACUGCCACAUGCCGCUAGUUUUUUUUUUUUUUUUUUUUUGCCUCGGGUUUGUUGUCAGGUUCUGCCAGGACAAUUAGCAUGAUUUGCAUUUGCGCAAUAGACAAUGUUCCAGAUUAUGGCACAACUCACUCCUUGAAGUCUUAACACCCUUUGCAAAAUGGUCAUUGCACUGGAAUAUUGCUCUAUUCACUCUAACUGCCCGAAAUGCUAGACGACUGCAUCCUUUGCACAAAUCCUGACAUCCCGCUGCGGAACUCAACAUGUCAGAGGGCGACUUUACCAGAGACAAAUUCCUUGUGUUCUUACAUACUUGGCCAAUAAGGAUGAUUUAUGUUUUAUGUGUGAAUUCUACAAUUUCUACUGCAUCUAUAAAAAACAUAAAAUAUUAUUGUUAUCGAAGCGCUGCAGUCGACGGAAAGCGCUUCAGUGAGUCUUGUUCCAAUUUGCGAUCUCGUCUUCACUCGGUAAAUCUCGACGGUGAUCGGCACGGGGAAACAAGGCGACCAAUGAGAAGCGUCGAAUCAGGACGCCCCGCCUUUCCGGUUAAACCAACCAAUGUCGUUCACAGUCUGACAUUUCCUGCACUCCUGCUUCGUAUUGUUUCCCAUUUCUUUCUGCUAAUUUCACUUUUUUUCGCGUCGCUAAAUAAACUUCUGGAACUGUUCCCUUUCUUUUGGCUCUUGUUGUUUUAGGAAUGUGACCCGCCUGCGAACGGAAAGCCGCUAGCAAGUGGCAGCAAGCCAACGCCAGCCCGGCUAACGUCAGCUAGCGGCUAGCUGUGCUAGCGCUUCUCAUUGUUUUUGCAACGACGGAGAAAAGCUGCUGAAUUUUAUCGUUAUGACGUCUGCUUCAGCUAAGGUGGGCGAGAUCUUCUCGGCGGCCGGCGCAGCUUUCAGCAAACUGGGCGAGCUGACCAUGCAGCUGCACCCGGUGUCCGACAGCAGCCCCGCAGGGGCCAAGUGGACGGAGACGGAGAUCGAGAUGCUGCGCUCGGCCGUGCGGCGCUUCGGCGACGACCUCAACAGCAUCAGCAGCGUGAUUAAAGAUCGCACCGUCGCUCAGAUCAAGAGCACAGUGAAGAGGAAGUUGUACGAGGACAGCCGCCUGCCGCUCUCCGUCGACUCGCCCAAGAAGAGCGCCAAGAAAGCCGCGGCCCCCGCCUCGCCCGCAGCCGUCCCCGCCACGCAGGUUGGCGCGACGACGGGCAUGCAGAGCGGCCCCUCUCUGGCGCCGCCCAUCAAAAAGCAGAAGACCGCAGACGUGACUCUGAGCGCGCUCAACGACUCCGACGUCAACAGCGACCUGGUGGACAUGGACGGACUCGGCAAGAAGCUCAACUUCGACCAGGAGAAUCUCAACCUGGACUCGAGCCUCAUCAUCAACCCCGGAGACCUGCCGCUGCUGUCCCGCUGACCGGCGCUGCGCCGCCUGCAGGUUUUUUUUUUUUUUUAAGCGGACCACCAGCUCGGAACAAUCGCAAGAUAUUAAAUGUUCGCGUGAGUGUUUCCUGUUUGUCAAAUGUUUGGUGACAGCAAUAAUUUCUGCAAACACGGAGUGAGAUUCCUUUGUGAAGCAUCCCGGCUGAUGGACAAAAUCAUCCUGAUUUUCCAUUGUAGACUUUUGUUUUAUUUUCAUAAGGUUGCAUAAAAAUAGUUCAGUUCUCACAUAGACAA